UCUAGUUUUUGUAAUAAAACAUAAUAAUAAUGCGAAAAGAAUAGGUAGAGUUCGACAGCCUUUCAAUUUUCAUGAAUAAGACGGAGAUAAAAGAUCGAUCGCCUCUUUCAUUCCAAACGGGUUGGCAAUGUUGUCUGUCAAAAAGCGAUGCAUUUAGUGAUGAAUCAAUCUUGGUAAAAAGUAGACGUACGUUUUUGUGGCGUAAAGUAGAAUAUUGCUGUUUACAAUUAAAACGUGAGUAUAUUAUUCAUAUUUUUUUAAUAAUAAAAUGCAAUAUUUCAAUUUAAUUCUAUUUAAUAUUUAAAAUUGUGGUAUUGUCAAAUGCAUAAUCUGUACUUAUUUCAGUUUAGUUUUAAAUUGUUUCAGUGGUUUAAGAAGUAACUUGAGUUAUUUCAGUUUAUUUUUAAAAUUCUAUCGCAUUUUUUGUAACAUUAAAACCUAUUUCAGUUUAUUAUCAAAAUGUGGUAAGAGUUGGGUUAAAUUUUUGUUUUUAUCUCAGUUUAUUAUUAAUAGCAAAAUAAAUUUAAUUGAUGUUAUUGUAAGUUAUUGCUUUUUCUGAUUAUCUAGGCUCUGCGACUAUGCGAAAAUGUUUUCAAGAGGCCGAAAGAUUUUAGGUCUACUAAAUAUCCCAGCAAUCGAAAAUGAGGGAGAAUUAGUGUCAAGUGUUGGACAUUGAUUCAGAUUUAUUGGUAAGGCACUUACUGUGUCAUUCCUUAUUACUAUUUGCAAACAUAGGUAAGCGCAAACCUAAUCAACGGUUGUUUCAGAAUUCACAAGAUCAAGAUAAUACCUCGUUAAACAUAGAAAAUAUUAAUCAUUCGAACGAAAACUUUGAUAUGAUAUUAAGUUAUUUAGAAGUGAGUACUAUGUUACAUUUUCAAUUAUUAUUUUAAUUAGUUUCACAAGUUUGUAUGAAAACAAAGGAGAUCCGUUUUAAUGAUUAUUUACUUUUUACAAAAACCAAUUUCGGUUGAAAUUAAGAGCAAUAUUAGUACCAAAUAUGACCAGCCUCUUUCUAUAACAAAAAGUCAAAAAUGUUUUCCUUUGAACCUUGUACCUGAUUAUGAUAAUCAGUCGUGCAUAGAAGACGAGAAGACAGUCGCAAAUACUGCGCGUCGUUCAUCUACCAGUUUGAUUUCUUCUUCAAAUUUGUUUGGAUCCUCUUCAAAUUCAGACAGUUUAACGUCAUCCAACAAAUCUGGACGAACAGAAGGAAGUUCUGUUUAUUUCCAAGUACUUAGACCUAACCAGAUUGCGAAUGUUUCUUCUGUAGAAUCGAGCCAAGACGACAUUAUUGAGAAUAUGCCGAUGACAGAUCAGUUAAAAUACAGCAGAGACAAACUACAACUUGCAAUUAAUUCUGCCUUACAUAAGCGUAGAUGCUGCCUUAAUAACAAUUUGGGGACAAUAUCUCCAAUAUACACUGAUGAGAGUGAUGUAUAUGACGAUGUCGCAGAUCCAACAUUUGUUUCCGAAGAUCAACUUACUGAAAGCUGUAGAAGGAGGUUUAAAUUAGUCCCGGCAACCUCUAGUUCUUCAGAUUCCGAGCCUGAAGUUGAGAUUGAGCAAAAAGGUCGUAAACGAACCCAGUGUCUACAAAAAUGGAAACAAAAUAAGGCAAAACAAUUGAGAAAUCUUGGAGAAAAAUAUGUAUCCCUUUCUAAAACUAAAAAGACGAUGCCAAGCCGUUGUCUUAAAAUACCAUGUGAAGAGAAAUGCCACUUAAAAUGUUUUCAAAAUAUUAGCACUGAGGAAAGAUAUAAGAUAUUUCGUAAUUUCUGGAAAUUAGGUGAUUUAGGUGAGCAAAGAGCUUUUAUCAAUUAGUCUAUGGUUGACCUGAUGCCCAAGUAUGCAGAAAUGCAUAAAAUGAAUAAACACAAAUGCAGAAAAGCCAAGAGCUCCAAACAAGGCCUACUACUUAACCUCAAAGAAUGUCAGGAUUAGAGUCUGCAAAUUAUUUUUCAAAAGCACUCUAGAUGUGACUGACCGCAUGAUACGUACAAUCCAACAUAAAAAAGAUAGUACUGGAAUAGUGCAAGGAGACCUUCGAGGAAAGCAUGGGAACCACAGGCAAUUGAAUAAGGAAUUAUAGUAAUAUAAGGAAGCAUAUAGAUUCCAUUCCUCGGAUUGAGCCGCAUUAUGUUCUUCAAGGCAGUAUAUUGACACAAUUUUAAUGUCAAUACAGGAAGAGUAUCAGUAAACUGGAAUGACAUAAAACAGAUAAAAGUUUCUAAGGAGAAUCCAUUUACAACUUACUACAAAACAUCUUACGAACAAAAGACCUGUCAGGAAAUCGAUAUAAGGAACAAACGAAAGAAGAUGCCACCCAUUAAUUUAAUCUCUCUUGAAAAAGCAUAUACUGAAAAGCAAGAGUUAAGUGAUAAUAAGAAGAAAGACUUACGGGAACUUCUCAAUAAAGGUCUUAUUCCUCCAUAUUAUUAUCAAAACUUCAACAAUACUACUUUGUCUGAUUAAGUUAAAACCUAUACUAAUUUUUCAUAGUGAUUUUAUAUUAUUAAGUACUACGAUAUAAAAGGGAUUUUUUUUUAAGUUUUUGAUUAUUAGAGAUUUUUAUUUUUUUGUUUGUUUUAGAAGUCGAUUUUGUUUUAAGCUUUAGAUCUCAAUUAUUCCAAAGUAUAGGUUAAAUAAAAAGUACCUUAGUACGUUAUUUGUGUAGUCCUAAUUUCACUAAGGCUCAUUUUAUUUGAUUUAUUGAACAUGAUGAUGAUUAUUAUAUUUAAGUAUUAAGAUUAACGUGAUGAUCUCUACCUUACUCAAUGUGUAUUAAACAAGGCUGUUUUAGUUUAUGCUAGAAGUUCCUACUUAUGUUAUUUUCAUAUUUUUUGUUACUAGUUUGUAAGUCUAUAGGUGCAAAACUUCAAGACUGAAAGUUUAUGUUGAUUAAAUAGUAUCCAAGCCAAGUCGUAGUUUUGUUUUUCACUGUUUUUUUUUAUAACAUUUUACUAAAUAAUUCUGUGAAUACAGAAUUUAUUUCAGAUUAAAUUUAUGUUUUUAAAAGUAGCAUAAAUAAAAAAAGAAAAUAUUUUGAUAUAAAUUUCAGUAGUCGUAUACUUACAGAUCAAAAGAGAAAUAACACUCAUAGCUACCAAUGAUUUAAUUUUUCUUUUAAAAUAAAAGAGAACUAUUUAGUUAAGUGCCAUAGCUUAUAUGUUUUUGAUUACUUUGUUUUUGUAAUAAACUGAAAUAAGUCGCA
Molecule: messenger RNA, 3214 nt
Organism: Galleria mellonella (greater wax moth)
Lineage: Eukaryota; Metazoa; Arthropoda; Insecta; Lepidoptera; Pyralidae
Exons: 2
Coding region: 937-1824 (295 amino acids)
Source: RefSeq, a predicted model, not a curated record